Lingula anatina is the source of this 3467-nucleotide messenger RNA. Its product is annotated as structure-specific endonuclease subunit MUS81. Gene Ontology annotation, molecular function: crossover junction DNA endonuclease activity; DNA binding; 3'-flap endonuclease activity. Gene Ontology annotation, cellular component: Holliday junction resolvase complex; nucleus. Gene Ontology annotation, biological process: resolution of meiotic recombination intermediates; double-strand break repair via break-induced replication; mitotic intra-S DNA damage checkpoint signaling. The record is from RefSeq and is a predicted model, not a curated record. NCBI's taxonomy places the organism in Eukaryota, Metazoa, Brachiopoda, Lingulata, Lingulida, Lingulidae.
UCCGGUCUCAGAAGCGGAAAGGUAUUGGAAAAUGAGCUCGGGGCUUCUCGGAAAACGUAAGAAGCAAACUAACCCAUGUCCCAAUCCAUUAUUUGUCCAGUGGUUAACUGAGUGGCGAGACGAAGCGGCUGAAAAAGGAUGGAAAAGCCAGUAUACAUAUGGAAAGGCUCUGAAGACGCUUAAGAAAUACCCCCUAGGGGUCUCUUCAGGAAAAGACUGCAAGUUUUUGGAAAACUUUGGUGACAAAAUAUGCAAGAUGUUAGAUGACAAAUUAUCAAAGCACAUUGCUCUGUAUGGUACUACAGCUGCAGUGCCAACAGGAGAGAGCUCCUCUCAGCCUUUGCCAACAGGUCCAUGUGCCGAUAAGAAAGCCAGGUCAAGGUCACCUGAAGUGGAAGUGAAUGAAGGCUUGUCAUAUGAACAACCAGCAGACAUACCUGCACAUGAAGGUCUAAAGAAGAGAAGGCAGCUAUCAGAAGUAAGAGGACAGAGGGAGUACAUACCACAGUUCAGGUCUGGUGCCUAUGCCCUUCUUGUAACAUUAUACAGGAAUAUGCAGCAAGUUAACAGUAGAGGCUACAUGACUAAGUUGGAACUAAUCAGAGAAGCACAGCCUUUAGCAGACAAAUCCUUCACAAUUCCAGAUCCUGGUGGUAGGUAUACUUCAUGGUCAAGUAUGGGAACCCUAAUCAACAAGCUUUUAGUCGUGAAAGAGAGCAGUCCUGCCAAGUACAGACUGACAGAAGCUGGGUGUGAACUUGCACAUAGAUUAUUACAUGUGGAGCCCACAUUAGAUUCUGGGGCACAGGACAACACCUCAGCAUCAUCUGACAAGAUCCACAGUGAGACAGGUCAGAGUGCAGGAAAUACUACGGGCUCCCCUAUUCAGAAUGCUGCAUCAGAGAAGAUCUUGCCAGUAACAGAGGACUCUUAUGAAGGAGAUUCCAAUAUUAGAGCCCCACAAUUCCAGUUUUGGUAUGUGACCCAGGAAAAUGAACUAGUGAAGUACAAAGAUCAAGCAGCUGUUUUGAUAGAUGAUUCCAUUGGUAUAGGGUUCCUGGUAAAAGCCAAGUAUUCUUCACUUCUUGCCUCAGGGUUAAGGUAUCAACUGGAUGACUCCAGGUCAUCCGAGUUUGGGGAGAGAUAUGCCUAUAUCCACAAUGAUGAUGCUUCUGACUUGUGCUCUCCACCUCCCAGUACUAUUAACUUGAAAUCACUGACCCAGCAGAAAGGGUUUUAUGAGAAAUCUCAAAGUAAACAAUUAUCACAAACAGUUCAAGGACCAGAAGUCAAAAUCAAAAACACGGAAGAUAUUCCAGUUGUGUCACAGGUGUUUGUUGCCAGUUUCCCAGCAACUGCAUCAAGAUCUACAAAAGAUAUUGAAAGGACAGCAGUGACUUUCAGCAGGAGUACAAAUAAUUUUGAAUCUCAAAUCAGUGGUGCUAAAAUUGAAAAGUAUGUUCUUCCGACUUUAAGAGAAACUACCAGUUCACUGUCUCAGGAUUCUACUACAUCAGGGGAGUCCAUGAAAAGCCUCCCAGUAGCACAAUUUACCAUGGAUGCUGGAACAUUUGACAUUGUGCUUUGUGUCGACAAUCAAGAACAUUACGGGAGUGGCAAAAAAGGUGAUCUGUUGCCUGAACUGCUGAAGAAUGGGGUGGAUUGCAAUGUACGCAAGUUACAAGUGGGAGACUUCCUGUGGAUUGCAAAGGAAAAAGUGAAACAUACCCCUGGACUGCUCCAGAUGCCAAAAACCAGAGAAUUAGUUCUCGACUACAUUAUAGAGAGAAAAAGGAUGGAUGACCUGGCUGGCAGUAUUAUUGAUGGCAGAUUUAAAGAACAAAAGUUCCGCCUCAAAAAUUGUGGCCUUAGGAAACCCAUUUACUUGGUGGAGGAUUAUGGAUCUACUCAGCAUUUCAGUGUAAAGGAAGAUACGUUAAACCAAGCAAUAGUCAAUACACAGGUUAUAGAUGGUUUCUAUGUGAAGAGGACUAAGGACUUGAAGGAAUCAGUAGCGUACCUAACUAUCAUGACAAGAUAUUUACAGAGCAUUUACAAGAAUAAAUGUCUACAUGCCUGCAGUAAGAAUGAGCUGGAUGAGAAUGGUGGUGAAAGUGUAAUAGACAGUUCUGUACAGAUGCUCAUGACAUAUGAGGAGUUCAGCCAGUAUUCUAUUAAAUCAAAGGCUUUGACAGUGAAAGAGGUGUUUGGCAAGAUGCUAAUGCAGCUCCAUGGUAUGUCUGGAGAGAAAGCACUUUCCAUUACAGAUCAUUUUCCAACAUUGUCACAUCUGGUACAAAAAUAUGAGUCCUGUGCUUCAGAAAAAGAGAAGGAAACACUCCUUGCAAAACUGAAAUUUGGUAGUAUGAACAGGAAUCUUGGUGCAGCCCUCAGCAAGACAGUGUAUCAACUAUAUAACACGUCUGCGCCAUUACAAUAAAUGGAAUUUUUUCAAGCAGUUUCCGAAACAAAAAGUUCUGUUUGGGAAUGACAGUCAAUAAAAAAUGAAACUGAAUUUACAUGAACUGUAUAUCAGAGGACAAAGAAGAACAAUUAUCUAAACACUAGAGAUAAACAAACACCACGUAGGAUUAAUUUUUUUUCCUAGUAUCUGCAUGGGAACUAAAAACAUGCAACAACUGCAUACCUUCUCAUAUAUUUUGUUUCCAUUCACAUACUCUGCUCAGUUUUAAUUUAAAUUAUGAGAUGAUGUUAUUCAUUUCAGUUUAUGUUUCAACACUUCUGUACUCCAUAUAUUUUAUGGAAAUGUAAACAGGCACAUGAAUUGGUUUUAAAGCAGGUCUAUCAGGAAAUUGUAUAAAAAAAUAGCUCUUUCACAGUGUAACACAUUCCACAUAAACGAGAUCUGUUUCAUAUUCAACACCAAUCUUACUAUCGAUCCCUAGAAGGGAAAAAAGCAUUUACAUCUUGCAAUUAGAAUGUACAAUUUACCUUUCAAGUGGUGGAAGUGGAGUAUCAUGUGACUAAGAUACAAGCAUAUACUGAGUAAAUGAACAGGAAGGAUGGAGAGUGCGAAUGUUGCCAGGACUCCCGAGUUACGUUGAUACAUGUAGGGCACAUAAAUUGGUUUUAAGGCCAUGUUCAGAUUCUCAAAUGGUCUAGAUGAACGAGAUCAAUGCUAGGUGAGUUCUUUACUGUAAGCAAAUCAACACUACCCGGUACAAGCAAAAGUUUGUAUUUGCUCUCAUUGUAUUAAAUGUUCUUUAGCUUACUGCAGGAGUAAUGAUCACUCUGCACUUUACCAAACUAGAUAGUGCAACUUGAUGCUAUCAACAAGCACAAUCAAAAAGGCAUGACAAUAACUCAUUAUAUUGUAUGUUUUUUCAUUUAUUAUAAUUGAAGAUUCCAGUCGAAACACUUGGGGCCACAUGCAUGUAUAACACUAUAAAUACAAAGGGAAUCACCUUGCAAUGAAGGCAAAAUAAAUGAUAUUUUUAGCAGUCUAA